Molecule: messenger RNA, 885 nt
Organism: Prunus avium (sweet cherry)
Lineage: Eukaryota; Viridiplantae; Streptophyta; Magnoliopsida; Rosales; Rosaceae
Source: RefSeq, a predicted model, not a curated record
GAAAAAAGAAAAAAACAGCAACCACCACCACCUCCGCAACAACAACGUCAAAGCAAACGCUUUGGGCCAGGAAUCUCUCUCGUCAACUAAAAGCUCCUCUUCACACUUUUGAUUUCGAAUCGCAAUAUGGAAGCUGCCAGCAGCUCUCGGGGAUUGCUUAAUGGGGAAGAAAUCCUUGAAGGAAAUGCAACAGAGAGCAGCGAUGAUCACUGCUACUCUACUCAGCUUAUUGAUAGUGACGGAGAGUUCAAGGUCACUGAAUUUGAAGAGUUCAUCAAAACCACGAAGUUCGCUGAACGAGGGCUUACUUAUUCUGUUGUCGCCAUUGUUGGCCCACAAAGUAGUGGAAAGAGCACACUAGUAAAUCGUUUGUUUCAGACCAACUUUAAAGAGAUGGAAGCCCUUAAAGGAAGGUCCCAAACAACAAAAGGUAUUUGGUUGGCAAAAUCUCCCAGCAUUCGGCGGUUCACUCUUGUCAUGGACAUAGAGGGUACAGAUGGGAGAGAAAGAGGAGAGGAUGAUACAACAUUCGAGAAGCAGAGUACCCUUUUCGCCCUUGCUGUUUCAGAUGUAGUGCUCAUUAACAUGUGGUGCCAAGACAUUGGCCGUGAGCAAGCUUCAAAUAAGCCUCUUCUAAAAACUGUGUUCCAGGCGAUAAUGCAAUUUUUUAGUCCGCGUAAGUCAACUCUAAUAUUUGUCAUCCGUGAUAUGACGAAGACGCCAUUGGAGAAUUUAGAACCUAUUCUUAGAGAAGACAUUCAGAAGAUAUGGGACUCUGCUCCUAAGCCUGAAGCCGACAGGAAUACUCCAUUAAGUAAAUUUUUUAAUGUUGAGGUUGUAGCUCUUUCAAGUUGUGAACACAUGGAAGACAAAUUUACAGAGGAG